AUGGACGACUCAGUCAAGCCCAUCAACGACCUCGGGCUAGACACAGCAAUCAUGACGGAGAAGCAGGGGACACAAGCUGAUGAAGCCGCUAGCAAGGUACAGUCAGCAGAUCUUGCAAUACUCAGAAGCAAAAUGAACGUGCUGAACACUCGGCUUCAGCCAUAUGGAGACAUCAGUGAGAUUCCUCAAUCUGAAGUGAAGCAAAUCAAGUGUAUUCUUGGAGCCAUUGUUCAACAGCUCGGUUUUGCGAUUCUAGAGAUCAGAGCUAUGAUUCAAGCGUCAGGAAACGCCGUCCGACAGCUUGAGGCAGGCAGAAAAUGCCUCGAGGCAGCCAUUCAAGAGUUCGACACUGCUGACCGUGACGACUUUCUUACUACAGGCCAAGACCUUGAGGAUCUCUUUCAGGCGUACAAAGGUCGGAAUCAAGACGAAGAGGAGCUCCUCCAAAAAUACACGGUUCUCAUGGAUCAUGUUUUGUCCAUCUGCUUCAAGUUCGAACAGAGCACUUGA
Messenger RNA from Exophiala bonariae, 510 nucleotides. RefSeq lists its product as uncharacterized. The transcript has a single exon. The record is from RefSeq and is a predicted model, not a curated record. The coding region runs from base 1 to 510 and encodes 169 amino acids. Lineage: Eukaryota; Fungi; Ascomycota; Eurotiomycetes; Chaetothyriales; Herpotrichiellaceae.